AUGAGUCAUAACUUAGAGGUGGAUGUGCUGUGUAAGGCAUAUGCUGUAGAAGCAUUAGUACAGUUAAUUUGUCUUCUUUUUUUGACAGGAGUUUCAGUGGCUUCAAGCAGUGCAGGAGUACCAGAUAUCAGUGGCUCAGUGUAUAAUAAAGCUCAGACUUUUGAUAAGCAGGGAUUCCAUGCUGGCACACCACCUCCUUUCAGUCUCCCUUCAGCACUUGGAUCUACUGGACCCUUAAAUCCUGGUGGUGCUCCUGGCUAUGCUCCAGCACCUUUCCUUCAUAUCCUACCAGCGCAUCAGCAACCUCAAUCCCAGAUGCUGCAUCACCACCUCCAGCAAGAUGGGCAGGGUGGAUCUGGUCAGCGCAGCCAGCAAAACAGUAUGCAGCAGAAGACUCAGGCUAACAAAACCAACUAUGGAAACUCUCCAUACUGGGCAAAUUAAAGUUUAGAUGAAAAGAACUGAAUGCAGGUGUCCAGUUUUUAGGACCCACCUUUAUUAACAGAUGAUGAAAAAGCAAAUGGGCACAGCCAAAUGUCUCUGCUGGGGGGAGACAGAGACCUUCAAACACGUCCUCAGAUGUGAUGACUAUUGCCCGCUUCUUUGAUUUGCUGUUAUAUGUAAUAUAUUUAUGUAUGUAUUUGUACAUGUAAUAGUAGAGCCUCUAUGUGGUUUCUGCAUUUUUGCAGCCUUUUUUCCUUUGUAGGAAAAAAAAAUAACCUACCAACCCAAACUUCCUCUGCAGCAGUGUAUAGUUUUCUUCAAGCUCUAUGAACUUUUUAUCUGUGCAGUUAGAAGUUGGGGUCUUCUUUAUUUAAUGCAGAUUUCUGUUUCAUUUUGAUCUGUUUUUUUUUGUUUUGUUUUUCCUAGUUAAGACUGUGAAAGAUCCAGCAAAACGGGGAAAAAGAAAUUGGGUUGUCUUGUAAACGCUUUUACCCUUUUUCAUUCACAUCAGAACUUGAGUUUUAUAUCAUCAUAGAGUCCAUAUAUAUAUAUAUAUUUUUAUUUAACAAAUUUAAGAAAAAUGUGAUGGACACUGAAAACUGAUUUGUGUGUUCAUAAGCAGUCACCGUCUUAUUUUUAGCAUUUUGUUUUAAUUUCAGAGCCAUUACAGAAAGUAUUGAUAUUUUGAAGAAAUAUUUAUUUCUUAAAUGCAGAACCUCAACAUGUUGUAGAAGUUAUGUAAAUGAAAUAAUUGGCAUUAAUUCUUAACCUCCCUCUCCCUUCAAACAGAAGACAGAUUCUUUUCCAAUACUAUCAGACUCAACUAGAGCAAUGAUCUUCACCUCUGCCCUUUAUAAACUUGAAUAGACUGUGUUUGAGGAAAAUAUGCUCUAUUCCUAAUGCCCUGCAGUGAGUAUGGUACAUGUUUUAGAAAUUUAAUUUCUUUUUAACCCUUAUGCCACCUAAUAAAGUUCUGAGAGGUUA
This is a messenger RNA of Protopterus annectens (West African lungfish), 1428 nucleotides long. Its product is annotated as ubiquitin-associated protein 2-like. Gene Ontology annotation, cellular component: cytoplasm; nucleus. Bases 1 to 444 code for a protein of 147 amino acids. Lineage: Eukaryota; Metazoa; Chordata; Ceratodontiformes; Protopteridae. The transcript has 4 exons. The record is from RefSeq and is a predicted model, not a curated record.